ACGUGCUCCGCGGGCUGCCCUUUCCUGGAGAGGCCACGUGGGUGCCUUGCGGGUGGAUGUUUUGUAUCCAGCAUGGCAGAGAAGAGACCUUCGGGAGGACAGCAGCUUCUGUUGCUGUUGAUCAUCGCCGUGGCCUUCGUGCACCUAGCUGUCUGCCCGUUUGCAAAAGUGGAAGAGAGCUUCAAUCUUCAGGCCAUCCACGACAUCCUUUGCCACAAGCUGGACUUCGACAAGUAUGAUCACCACGAAUUUCCUGGCGUCGUCCCGAGGACGUUCCUUGGCCCGUUGUUUGUUGCGCUGCUUUCCAGCCCAGCCGUCUGUGUGCUGUCGCUGCUGCAAAUGUCUAAGUUUUACUCCCAGCUGAUAGUCCGAGGAAGCCUGGGGCUAUGCGUGAUUUAUGCCUUGUGGCGGUUGCACAAAGAAGUCAGAAAGCAGUUUGGUCCGACCGUCUCCAUGAUGUUCUGUCUCAUAACUGCGACGCAAUUCCACCUGAUGUUCUACUGCACUCGAACGCUCCCCAACGUGUUUGCACUACCCAUCGUUCUAUUGGCAGUUACGUUCUGGAUUCAGCAAAAACACCGCUUGUUCAUCUGUUUCUCGGCUUUGGCCAUUAUUGUCUUCAGAUCUGAGCUCUGCAUAUUCCUGGGUCUUAUGCUUUUGAUAACCCUAUUUAAUAAAAGGCUCUCCUUUGUGAAAAUGCUUUCCUAUAGCAUUCCUGCAGGGGCUCUCUGGCUAGGACUCACCGUAGCCUUGGAUUCCGUGUUGUGGAGGCAGCUUCUGUGGCCCGAGGGGAAAGUGCUUUGGUAUAACACCGUUUUAAAUAAAAGUUCCAACUGGGGAACUUCUCCUUUCUUGUGGUAUUUUUAUUCAGCCAUGCCUCGUGCCCUGGGUUGCAGUAUUAUAUUCAUACCGCUAGGUGCAGGAGAUAGAAGAACUCGAAUAUUACUUCUACCCACACUUGGCUUCAUUUUUCUGUAUUCCUUUCUCCCACACAAAGAACUGCGGUUUAUUAUAUACACUUUCCCAAUCUUCAAUAUUGUGGCUGCCAAAGGCUGCUCACGAAUUCUAAACAACUACAAGAAGUCUUGGUUGUAUAAGUUGGCAUCUCUCUUUGUUGCAGUACACCUUCUAGCUAAUGCUGUCUACUCGGGAGUAUCGCUGUAUGUUUCCCACUUCAAUUACCCUGGAGGAGUCGCCAUGCAGAAACUGCACCAGUUGGUGUCUCCAACAGCAGAUGUUUCCGUCCAUAUCGAUGCAGCUGCAGCGCAGACCGGAGUGUCUCGGUUUUUAGAAGUCAAUUCGCAUUGGAAGUAUGACAAACGGGAAGACCUCAUGCCAGGUGACCCACUCAUGUUUUCAUACACACAUAUACUUAUGGAGAUGAACCCUGUUCACUUGUCACAUUACAAGAAGACGCACAGAGUGCUGGCGCACAUACACGGGACCAGUGGGAUCGGAUUGAAUUUUACUGCGCUGCCUCCCGUUUCUUUGAACUUGAAAUCCAAAUUAGUAUUGCUGGAAAAGUUCCCCACGUCGGCCGGAACGUAACUUUGCAAACAAGCGCCGCGUACGUUUGCCAGAGAAGCGCUGUUGCGCCAGUUGCAAACUGGAACGCAGUGGCUGUGGAAGACUUGAGAGAACCCGCCCUGCUCCCCUUUCUUGCGAGAGGAUCGCAUAGACGUGCAUUUAUAUGUCAAUAGAUAUGGCACCAGCUAUAUAUGUAUUUCCACGCAACUGGAACCCGAUACAAAAUAAAUAAAUAAAAUCA
This is a messenger RNA of Lacerta agilis (Sand lizard), 1768 nucleotides long. RefSeq names its product ALG12 alpha-1,6-mannosyltransferase (gene ALG12). Gene Ontology annotation, biological process: protein N-linked glycosylation. Gene Ontology annotation, molecular function: alpha-1,6-mannosyltransferase activity. Gene Ontology annotation, cellular component: endoplasmic reticulum membrane. Lineage: Eukaryota; Metazoa; Chordata; Lepidosauria; Squamata; Lacertidae. The record is from RefSeq and is a predicted model, not a curated record. The coding region runs from base 73 to 1548 and encodes 491 amino acids. The transcript is spliced from 10 exons.